AUGAUGUUUGGAUCGUCGAAAGAAGGACCUAUUCUCACUGGUGAGGACUGCAAGUCGGCAUUUAACCUCUUCUGCUGCAUCUACGGCAUCGGGACGCUUGGCAUGCCCGGCAACUUUGCUCGCGCCGGACCAACGAUCGCUGUUAUUGCCAUGGCGUUCAUGGCGUUUGCCAACAUUUACUCGUCCAUUACGAUGUCCAAGGUCAUUUUGCUCGCCCCAAAGUCCGUCAAGACUUUUGGCGACCUUGGUCAGUGGAGUAUGGGCGCUACCGGUCGCUGGCUGUGCAUUAUCUCACAAAUGGGCUCUUGUCUGCUCAUCCCGUGCGUUUUUCUCGUGCUUGGCGGCCAAUUGCUUGACGGGCUUUUCGUAGACGCGUUCAGUCAGACGACAUGGACCAUUUUUAUGGCUCUCAUGGUUCUACCAGUAUGUCUCGUGCCAACGCUGAAGGAGGGCUCAGCUGCCGCCUUUGCUGGCUGUUUGGGCACGAUUGUUGCUGACAUUAUUGGUGUGGCAGUCGUGAUGCACGGGAUGCGAGGACACCCUAGUGUACCGUCCCCGGGGCUCAAAUUCUCCCAAGUCGUGGGCGUCUUCGGCAACCUCACGCUUGCUUACGGUGCUGGGAUCGUCAUUCCAGACUUGCAGCGUCAACACAGCGAUCCUGCUCGCAUGCCUCGAGUUGUGGGUGUGACAGUUGGAUUUGUGUCAAUCUUGUUUCUAGUGCUCUCGAGUACGGCGUACUCAGCUGUGGGGUGCCAGAUCUCGGGCAACCUGCUCUUCACAAUCUACCCGGACAGUAAGACCGGCCUGACGUCGCUCGGAUUCGCACCGAACUGGGGCACCGUCGUGCUCGCCUACCUGUUCAUGCAACUUCACGUGACAAUCGCGUUUUCUGUCAUUUUGAACCCAGCCUUCUACAUCUGCGAGCGGUUGUUCUUGGGCAUGCACAAGAGUGGACUGGAGGACAUCGACAAUGGAUAUGAUUUCGAGGAGAGCGGAACCCCCCUUGAUAUGCAGUUGGCUAAUGCUGACGUCUUGGAACGUCAUUCAUUGGCGCAACCGAUCCAUUCGAAGAUGUCUUACGUGUCCGUAGCCGACUCGGAACGUGUGCAUAAGGACAACGAGGAGGAGGAAGCUGCUGAGUACACCGGCUCCAAUGUCGUCAAGUACGUUGUAAUGCGGAUGGUGAUCGUCGCUAUUCUCGUAGGUCUCGCCAUUAUCUUCAAGGACCAUUUCUCCGAGUUUGCCGACUUUGUAGGUGCUUCGUGCAUCACGACGAACUGCAUCCUACUUCCAAUCAUCUUUUACCUCAUCAAGGCUUGGGACCGCGUCCCAGUGUACGAGAAGGUAGCUGCAAUUAUCGUUCUGGUGGUUUGUUUUACCCUCGGGUGCUACGUCACGUACACGACCGGCAAGGCUCUUUUCUCUGAUUCGCACGAUGACGUCGAGUUCCCAUACUGCGACGGCGAGUUUGAAACCCGAAUCUACUACAACUAUACGGCCGAGCACACGGCUUAG
Peronospora matthiolae is the source of this 1515-nucleotide messenger RNA. The record is from the annotation of a GenBank genome assembly. NCBI's taxonomy places the organism in Eukaryota, Oomycota, Peronosporomycetes, Peronosporales, Peronosporaceae.